UGAUUACAAAUCUGUAGCCCGCUGGCUUUUCUCUUUCCUAAAGCCGUCUCCAAUGGGCAGCUCUUAGCUAGCUCAUAGAGUUUUUUAAUCGAUGAACAGGACGCCAAGAGCUAGCUCGCACGCUCACCGAGGCGGUGCCCUCUCCCAGGUACGCUCGCCCAGACAGUGGCUGGCACUGUGCCGAGCGCGUAUGAGCUAGCAGCCGGCUUAUACAGCUGGAUAAGGCUUAUGCACAGACAAAUCUCAGAAUUUAGGCCUCCUUUGAUUCAUAGGAAUUUCAUGGGAAAAAUGUAGGAUUUAGGAUUGGGCACUGUAGCAGCCUUUGAUUCAUAGGAGUAGGGCAUAGGAAAGUUAGAGGAAAUUUUCCUUUGGAACUCAUUUCACAGGGAAAACAUAGGAAAAGAAAACAUCCACCCUAACCUCUUUUUUCCAUCAUGUGUGCGUAGGAUGGAGAUAAAUGACAGACAUAUGCAUCAUUGUUGUUCUUUUAGAAGAAAAUAUACAUUGUGAUAUUGUGGAUAAGGCCAAAGUGACAUGUAUUAAUACACUUCCUGACACUCUCUUUCCUGUGAAAUUCCUAUACCCAUUCAAAGGGCUAGUAACAUAACUUUCCUAUGUUUUGCAAUCCUCUGUUUUUACAGUUUCAUUCCUACAAAAAUCCUACGUUUUUCUUAUUCCUCUGUUUUUUCAUUCCUGUGAUUCAAAAGGGCCCUUAGUGUAUGAUAACUGCUGUUCAUCACAUUCAUGGGGAGAGGAGUCGGCUUCCCUUGUUUUCCUUCGCCUUCUCGUCAGGUGGAUGUUAUUGAGGGGGAUCGGGAUUGGGAUGCUUGGAACGGGUGGAUGUCGAGGAGGGAGAAAGAGAUUGGGAGAAAGAGAGAGGUCAGGAUAGCGCGCGAGUUGGAGAGACAACGAGAUGCCAGAAUGGCGGCAGCCGCGAAGGAGGAGAUGGAGGGAGUACUAAGGGCGAUGGAUCGUCUUCCCGGUAGGAUAUCCGAUCUGCUCCGGUCGGAGCGUGGGCACGCCGGCCUCUCCGUCCUCGCCCGCCGUGGCUUCGUCUUCACGGAGACGGAGCUGAGCAGCCUUGUUGCAGCACUGCGGCAGCUGCUGGCAUCGGCCGAGCGAAUUGGUCCGGGGCAUGUCGACUCCCAGACCGUGAACCACUGCGCCUACUUGAUAGAUCUGGCUAGAUGGAUCGAUGACCUCAUCGAUGGCUACGCACCAGAUAAGGCCGAGACAGAGCUCCGGGAGCUGAACCUUGCCUGGAUCGAGCAGCUUCUGCUUGUGACCGACGCGCCGCCGGCAGCGCCCGACGUCGUCGUCGACGUUGGCCCUCCCAGUAUUCUUGUCGGCAUCGACGUCCCAAGGAAGAAGCUGGCCAGAUGGCUCACGGCCUCCGACGAUGGGGAGGCGCAGCUGAAGGUGCUCUCUGUUGUCGGACCAGCUGGGAUGGGCAAGACGACACUGGCCAUGGAUGUCUUCCGCCAGAUCGAAGGGCAGUUCCAGUGCCGCGCGGUGGCCAGGCUCUCCGCAAGGCCGCCUCACAACGACAAGCUCCUCCGGCACAUCAUGUCGCAGAUCACCGGGUCGCAGGCGGACGCGGCCACCUUGGACGGCGAUGACUGCGCGCUGGCUUACGACAUCAAACAAUACCUGCAAACUAAGAGGUACCUCAUCGUAAUCGAUGAUAUGUGGAGAACAUCGGACUGGGAGCACAUCUGGGAUGCUUUCCCGAGCAACAGAUGCCACAGCCGCAUAAUAAUCACUACGCGCAUCAGAAGCGUCGCUCGCUCCUGCUGCUCGCACCCAUGGCCUAACGGCCUCGUGCACGAGGUCAAGCCUCUCGGCGCGACAGAUUCCGAGAGGCUGUUCUCGGCAGUGGCUCACGGUUGGCCGCGGCCAGCCAAUUCUGGACGAGUCUCCAAUGAGAUUCUGAGGGUAUGCGACGGCACACCGCUGCUCAUAAUUGCCAUGGCCGGCCUGGUGUCGAAGCAGAUGCAGGAAGAAGACUACGAUGACGAAGAAGGAGAUCAGAGUGGGGUGACGAUGGAUAUCUCCAGACCUUGUGUUGCAGCAUAUUUGCCAAGCGGAAUCAGAGAACUGAAGCAAGUCGAGGACACGCUGUCUCCUAGCUACGACAAUCUCCCCUGCGAGCUGCGGCUACUGUCGCUGUACAUGAGCACGUUCCCGCAGGGUUACGUGAUCGACAAGCACCUCCUCAUCAGGAAAUGGAAGGCCGAGGGGCUGAUCGCGGUGCACACGUUGCAGAGCGGGUUCGAGGAAAGAGCAGAGGAAUGCUUCUCGCAGCUCGUCCAGCGGUGUAUCAUCCGUCCGGCGAGGACGAGGAGGAGGGCGUGCGAUUGUGAAUGCAACCCUUGCAGCUACCAGGUCAAUCAUUUCAUGUUCCAGCUCCUCGCGUCGAAAUCCGCGGACAAGAAUUUCGUCACCACCAGUUGCUGCGACACCGGCACGCUCCGCGGCUCAUCCGGCCUGCAGAUACGGCGGGUGUUCCUCCACCAUGGCCAGCAGCAGCAGCAGCCUGCAGAUCAGGAGGUCCCGGCGCAGAUGGAAGAGAUGUUCUCCUUCACUCGCUCGCUCACGGUCUCUGGAGAAGUGGACGGUAUUUCUCUUGAAAUGUUCCCGCAUCUGGUUGUGCUGGAUCUGCAAGGCUGGGAGAAGCUGAAAGACGAUGACCUGCCACGGAUAUUCAGCAGCGGCAAACUGUUCCUGCUCAGGUAUCUCAGCCUGAGGAACACGCGUAUCAGCGAGCUCCCGCCGGAGAUCGGGAUGCUGAGCUCGCUCGAGACGUUGGACGCCAGCCACACCCGGAUCGCCAAGCUCCCACCGGAGGUGUGCACCCUGCGCUCGCUGGAGGAGCUCGACCUGAGAAGCACCCGGAUACAGCGGCUGCCGGAGCGAAUCGACGACCUAGUGGCGCUGCGGCAUCUGCGCGCUGGCGACGGCGCGGCGAGCACGAGGAUCCCCAAGGGGAUCGAUUGGGGGAUGCUCCGGGAUACGUUGGAGACACUAGCAGCUGUCGAUCUACGCGAAUGCUCAGCCGACGUCGUCAGGAAACUUUCCCUUCUUCGUUGCCUGGAGGUGCUUUCCGUGUCGCUAUCCCUUCGCCAGUGCACCGACAAGGAGUACCAGGACAACCUGAGCUUCCUCGUCCAGAGGUUGAAGUGCCUCAGGUCGCUGACGAUCCGCUGCGAGCUCGGCUGCUCCAUGGAGUUCCUCGAUUUCUCGCCGGAAGACGCGCCUCAGAACCUGCGACACGUCGCGAUGCACGCCCGGUUCCUCACCGUCCCGCGGUGGAUCGCAGGGCUCAACCACCUCUCCUCGCUUCAUAUCAGGGUCUGCAAGCUAGCCCCAGAAGGCGUCAAGAUUCUUGGACGUUUGCACAGGUUGGAGUGCCUCGAGCUGGGGCUGGAUUUCCUCCCAAGAGAAGCCAUUGUGAUCCAAGGUCAGGGGUUCAUGUCCAGCUCUCAAAACAGAAGCAACAGAGCUCCCCUGAACUCAAAAAUCCAUGAAGAAGAAGAAGACGGCGACGACGAGAAGAAUGGGAUCAUCAUCUACCCGUUCCGUGAGCUCCUGAGAUUGUCCGUCGAUUGCCGGGUGCCAUGGCUGGUGUUCAAGGAAGGGGCCAUGCCGAAGCUAACUGACCUCGAGCUGAAGCUCUCCACGGGCCCGGCGAGCCAUGAGAGCCCGCCGUCGGGCAUCGCCAACCUCCUGAGCCUCGAGCAGGUCGCCGUGCAGUACGACGCGUGGUACAUCAACAGCCGGAGCGUCAGGGCGACGGUGGACGCCAUCCGGAGGCAGGUCGCCGAGCUCCGGUACACGGUCAAGCUCGUCAACAAUGGCGUCGAGGAGGAUGUGGAGGCAGUAAUUAAUCCUCGCCGAGACAGCUGAGCGCGGUAAGAACGGAGACGCGCGUGUAUACUGUCAACUUGUCAAUUGUCAUGUACGCUUACCAUGUUGCUCCACCUUCCCUCCUUCCUGACAUUCUGCAAGCUCUGGCCCAUGCACCAGCAAGUCAAUAAAGUCGUCUGGUCUUCUGUUACUCUAUUGUGAUUAAGAUAUUUUCAGCUUGAGUUAUUCUUCAA
Oryza sativa Japonica Group (Japanese rice) is the source of this 4100-nucleotide messenger RNA. RefSeq names its product disease resistance protein PIK5-NP-like. Gene Ontology annotation, molecular function: ADP binding. Gene Ontology annotation, biological process: defense response to other organism. The record is from RefSeq and is a predicted model, not a curated record. Lineage: Eukaryota; Viridiplantae; Streptophyta; Magnoliopsida; Poales; Poaceae.